Molecule: messenger RNA, 171 nt
Organism: Podospora pseudocomata
Lineage: Eukaryota; Fungi; Ascomycota; Sordariomycetes; Sordariales; Podosporaceae
Exons: 1
Coding region: 1-171 (56 amino acids)
Source: RefSeq, a predicted model, not a curated record
AUGCUUUUUGGUUGGAUGGCGGAUGUGCAUGUUAUUUUCUGGCGGAAAGUAAUCUUUGCUCUUGCAGGCUUUAGGUUUGUUGGUGCCAAGAGAAAGGUGUGUCUGUCUGCUACAAAUAUACCCUUUUGCUUUUUUUUUUUUUUUUUUUUUUUUUUCUUUUUUUUUGGAUAG